Molecule: messenger RNA, 1099 nt
Organism: Suricata suricatta (meerkat)
Lineage: Eukaryota; Metazoa; Chordata; Mammalia; Carnivora; Herpestidae
Gene: LBX2
Product: ladybird homeobox 2
Exons: 2
Coding region: 341-925 (194 amino acids)
Molecular function (GO): DNA binding
Source: RefSeq, a predicted model, not a curated record
CGGUGGCACACCGAAUCUGCGGGCCGUCCAGGAAGGCGCCGUCCAGAGCGUGCAGCGGCGCAGAGCUGCUCGGCGGCGCGGUACGGCAGGUUGUUCCGAGUCUUCUCUCUGCACCUCCCCACCUUGUAGAAAUACAGCUGCGAGGAUAUCUACCACCCCCAGACCAACCGCGGUCCCGAGUUGGGGGUUGGGGGCGCAGGAGGAGGGGCACACGAGGCUUGGGCCCAGCGCGGGGGGCGGGUCCGAAGCUGGGGGCCCAGAUCGGGAGCCGAGCCCUAGGACCCAGGCAGCUGCGGAGCCGAGCGCUGCAAGCUGCGGGGCAGCCACAGCCCGGCCGGCCAUGAACUCGGGACCAGAACCCCGGACAACCCGGACAUCAUUCAGCAUCGCAGAUAUCCUAGGCCCGCGCGUGAUCCUUCGAGAACCCUCUACGUCCCAGCUUCCGGAGUCGAGUCCUGGUCCCAGGUCGCCUCUGUGCGCGCUGGAGGAGCUGACUAGUAAAACUUUCCGCGGAUUUGACCGGCACGCUCCGGAGCCCUCUAAAGGCCGCGCCGCCCCGGGUGCGCUGGGCUCUGGCCAGGCCGGCCGCAGGCGGCGAAAGUCACGCACGGCGUUCACGGCGCAACAGGUGCUGGAGCUGGAGCGACGCUUCGUCUUCCAGAAGUACCUGGCGCCUUCCGAGCGCGACGGGCUGGCAGCGAGGCUCGGCUUGGCCAACGCACAGGUUGUCACGUGGUUCCAGAACCGGCGCGCCAAGCUCAAGCGCGACGUGGAGGAGAUGCGCGCCGACGUGGCCUCGCUGAGCACGCUGUCCCCCGAAGUCCAAUGCCGCCUCUCGUUGCCUGACGGCCCCCCAGGACCCGGCCCUGGCCGGCUUGACAACGCGCACCAUCUGUCUGAAGAGGAGAUACAGGUGGACGACUGAAGGCAAAUCCCCCGCCGCCCUGGGCCCCUGGGUCCCCAACUCCUUGCCUCCGUGCUCCGCGACCUCUCUGGGUUCUGGGGUGGAGGGAGGGUGUGGAUCUGGCCUCCUCUGGCUUAACAGUCCAGAUACUCAACUUCUCCCAAUUGUUAAGAAUAAAAUGGAGACUCUGUCGCU